Molecule: messenger RNA, 2500 nt
Organism: Phycodurus eques (leafy seadragon)
Lineage: Eukaryota; Metazoa; Chordata; Actinopteri; Syngnathiformes; Syngnathidae
Gene: rad54l
Product: RAD54 like
Exons: 17
Coding region: 93-2435 (780 amino acids)
Biological process (GO): double-strand break repair via synthesis-dependent strand annealing; reciprocal meiotic recombination
Cellular component (GO): nucleus
Molecular function (GO): DNA translocase activity; ATP binding; ATP-dependent chromatin remodeler activity
Source: RefSeq, a predicted model, not a curated record
CUUCGCCGAGGCCUUGAGCUCGCAUCCUCCUCUGAGCAAACUCACCCUGGACGUCACGGACAACCCGGGAGAUCGCGACGCCGACACGUGGAAUGCGGCGCUCGACAAGCUCCGCCCUUUCUGUCAUCUCCGGACCAACCGGUGGAACUCGAGAAACGCCAUGGCCGAUCACGUCAGCAACAUGUGAGGCGGCGGAAGGAAACAGGAGGAGUUUGGCUCCCAGUCAGGUCGCCAAACGGAAGCAAGCCGAGGAUGAGGACGAUGGAGAGUGGACGUGUCCGGCGGGGGAAAAAAGGCUAAAAGGUGGCCAAGCAGAGCUGCGGCCGAGUCCCGUGUCUCCGUUCAGGAUUCCGCUGACGCAGCUCAACGUCCGUCCCGUGUGCCCCGACGGCAACCGACAUGAGGAAUUUAUUCGACGGAUUCUGUCGAAGCCCUUUAAAGUUCCCAUCCCGAAUUACACGGGGCCGCUGGGCAUCCGAACGUUGGGCCUGAAGCGAGCGGGAGUGAGGCGGGCGCUCCACGAUCCGUUUGCGGAGGACGCCCUGGUUCUGUUUGAGCCCGAGUCGCUGAGCGCCCACGAGCAGCUCAAAACCGACAAGGACAAAAUUCCCGUCCACGUGGUUUUGGAUCCCGUCUUGGGGAAGGUGCUCAGACCUCACCAGAGAGAGGGCGUCAAGUUCCUGUGGGACUGCGUGACGGGACGACGCAUCCCCGGCUCGUUCGGCUGCAUCAUGGCCGACGAGAUGGGCCUGGGCAAGACCCUGCAGUGCGUCGCCCUGGUGUGGACGCUGCUGCGCCAGAGCCCCGACGCCAAGCCCGAGAUCGACAAGGCCAUCGUGGUGUCGCCGUCCAGUCUGGUGCGCAACUGGUACAACGAGGUGGCCAAGUGGCUGGGAGCUCGCGUCACGCCCGUCGCCAUCGACGGAGGGUCCAAGGACGACAUCGACCGGCAGCUUGUGAACUUCAUUUCCCAGCGCGGGCUGCGCGUGCCGACACCGAUACUCAUCAUCUCCUACGAAACGUUCCGCCUGCACGCCGAGGUCCUGCACAAAGGCCAAGUCGGACUCAUCAUCUGCGAUGAGGGCCAUCGGCUCAAGAACUCCGACAAUCGGACUUACCAGGCCCUUAACGCCAUGCGCGCCCAGAGGAGAGUGCUGAUAUCGGGCACGCCCAUCCAGAACGACCUGCUGGAGUACUUCAGCCUGGUGCACUUUGUAAACGCCGGCAUCCUGGGUACGGCUCAGGAGUUCAAGAAGCGAUUUGAGCUGCCCAUCCUGAAGGGUCGCGACGCCGACGCCAGCGACAACGACCGACAGACUGGAGAGGACAAACUCAAGGAGCUCAUCAGCAUCGUCAACGGGUGUUUAAUCAGGAGAACGUCCGACAUCCUGUCCAAGUAUCUGCCUGUGAAGAUUGAGCAGGUGGUCUGCUGCAAGCUGACGCCGCUGCAGACGGAGCUCUACAAGCGCUUCCUGAGGCAGGCCAAACCCGUCGAGGCGCUGCAGGGGGGCAAGAUCAGCGUCUCCUCCCUGUCGUCCAUCACCUCGCUCAAGAAACUGUGCAAUCACCCCGCGCUCAUCUAUGACAAGUGCGUGAAGGGCGAGGAAGGAUUUGAAGGCGCUCUGGAUCUUUUUCCAGCCGGCUACUCCGUUAAAAGUGCGGAGCCUCAACUGUCGGGCAAAAUGUUGCUCCUGGACUUGAUCCUGGCCAUGACGAGGAGCACCACCGACGAUAAGGUGGUGCUGGUCUCCAACUACACGCAAACGCUAGACGUCUUUGAGAAGCUGUGCCACUCCAGAAGGUACCCUUACGUACGCCUGGACGGCACCAUGUCCAUCAAGAAGAGGGCCAAGAUUGUGGAGAGAUUCAACAGUCCGGACAACCUCGAGUUCAUCUUCAUGUUGAGCAGCAAGGCGGGCGGGUGCGGCCUGAACCUGAUCGGCGCCAACCGCCUAGUGAUGUUCGACCCCGACUGGAACCCGGCCAACGACGAGCAGGCCAUGGCGCGCGUGUGGCGGGACGGCCAGAAGAAGACCUGCUACGUCUACCGGCUGCUUUCUACGGGCACCAUCGAGGAGAAGAUCCUGCAGAGGCAGGCGCACAAGAAGGCGCUCAGCAGCUGCGUGGUGGACGAGGAGCAGGACGUGGAGCGACACUUCUCGCUGGGGGAACUCCGCGAGCUCUUCGCGCUCAACGGGGAGACAGCCAGCGACACGCACGACAAAUUCCGCUGUCGGCGCUGCGUCAACGGCAUCCAAGCGCGCCCCCCCGCCGCCGAGUCGGACUGCACCAGUGACCUUUCCCAGUGGCACCACUGCUGGGACAAGAAGGGCCUCAGGGACCAAGUGUUGAAGGCCUGCUGGGGCGCCGCCGACCUCGCCGUCUCCUUCGUCUUCCACCAGCGCUCCCACGACGACCAGAGGGCCCUCGUAUGACACGUAUUUAUUUCCGCUUGUUUUUUGUUGUUGUUGUUUUUUUCUAUCAAAACUAAAAAAUAAAA